GCAGAAGUGAAUCAGUGAGUUUCGAGGUAGUAAACUCUCUAGAUGCUAGAAAAACUGAAAUCAUUUCUGUGAGCGUAAUCAGCGGUGUCAGGGCUGACUGUUACUGCAUCACUGACAUGUCGGGAAUUACGGAAACUUGGCUAAUAUUCAUGUUGUACACGAUGUUCACAUAGGUAUAGAGGAGAAAUGGAUGUUAUUGUAAGAAAAAGUGUCUUAUCCCACGAAAACUUGGAAUUAAAUGUGUUAUGCUGAUAAUACAGCUUUCAUUAAUUUUGUUAAAAAUAGAACGUGAUUUCGUGUUAGUUUCGGUUAUUUUGUAAUGCUUAAUUAUAUGAGUGUUUUGAUACUGAAAAUUGGAUAUAAAAUUUUGGUGACAUUAUCGUGUAGAAAAGUAUUGUAGUUGCAUCGGAUCUUCAGUUUAUGAUUUAUUUUGUAUGCACAUAAAAUGUCUACAGACCUAGAUAAUCAACCGUAUGACAAUGUGGAGUUUCCCAUACGGAGACCGGUACCGGGGACCCAGGGUGGCUGGAUCAGCCCAAACAUGACCCAAGCCCAGAGGGAGCACUUGAUCAUUGGGUCCACAACAAAGGAACGUACUCACACACUAGCCCCAGUUGCAGAAGGCGGGCUAGCUGAGGAGGAAGGAGAGGAGUCAGAGGUCAAGGUCGAAGAUCAAAGACAGAAGGUCGGCGUGACAACGUCAUACACGGGUGGAACCGCAGCGUCAUCACAAGUUAAUAACAUAAACAAUUCCAGCAAUGUUAUUACUACACCUCCAAGAUCAACAAAAAUGAAUCAUGUGGUCACGCCUGCAAAAGGCAACAAGCUGCAAAUCAGCUCUGACAAAUCCGCUAAUAAAUCAGACACUUUCUCGCGCCUUGUGUCAAAUAAACCACCCCCAUCUCCAUCACGUGACAGUCGGAUAUCAUUCGUUUCUGACCAGUCAAAUCCGCCAGAAGAAUUCACAUGGAGCGCCUUUACACCAAUGUCUCAAGAAGUGUUCGAAAAUGCCUAUAAAAGGCAUAACUACUUUUAUAAAUUCAGUGACAAAGUAUUAAAACAAGGUACCAAAAUGAAGACCAAUGUUUGGGACGUCUCCGGAAAACCAGGCGAAACAAUGACAUAUGAACAGUUGUUUCAAGGAGUACUAGCAGACGGAGAAAGACUUAUACUGGGCGGCAGCUGGUUGUAUUUCCGGGCUGUGGAGUUUUUCGAACCGGAAUGUACGAAACAGAUCAAACCACCGCUGGGAGAAGGCAGGAUCUGUCUUACCAAUCUCAGAAUGUUGCUGUUGUGUGCUGAGUCUGCUUCAGAUGCCAGCAUAGCAGAAUAUGGAAAUCCCGAGGCAGAGAAGGGCGGUGGUUACAAACUGUCCGUGUCAAAGCUUAACAAUGUCUUCUUCCAAAACAUUCCUAUCGACUGUUUCGAGAGUGUCGAGUUGAGCUCCACUGUAGGUGUCAUGGCCGAGAGUAAAUUGACUGAAAGAAAACCAGCCUGCUGUGGACUCUUCUCCUGUGUCGGGGUUGGACGUUGUGGAAACACUUGGGAUGCCUCUCCGCCAUUACCAAUCAAUGUUGUGAAGAGAGUUAUUCGCCUUGGUGUGUACCUACCACCUUGGCGGACACCCGCCAUAAUGCUGGUACAUCUGCACCCGAAAAUGUCACUAACAUCAGCACGUGAUUUCGUUACCAAAUUACAGAACCACGUGCCACAGAUGCAGUAUCACAACAAGCAAGGAGCUACCUUAUUGUAAGAUAAAAACAUGGCGCUUCCUUACUGUGAAAUAAAUUUUUUCAAACGAAUGCAUCUACACUGUAAUAUCUAUCUGAAAGCUACCGUCGGUAAUACCGGUACGAGUAAUAUGCUUUCUAAAUAUAUUGCACAGGAACAUACUACCUGGAAAUAUGAAAAUACAGACCAUGUUUAAAAAUGAAAUAACAUUUGCAGGAAAAGAUACAGGAGAAACGUAAAACACUUGACAUUAACCAGUGUCCGACUGUAUGUUUGUGAUGGACAUUUGAAUACAAUUAAACAUCUAAAGGAAUGGAUUUUACAGAGGUACAAGAAGAAACAUGCAGUGCGGCAUUUCAGUAAUGAUGGUAAUUUUUCAAAUAAUACGGCCCUUUACUGUUGUUUGAAAUUUAUGUGAACGGUUUGAAUAAAUGUCGUAAGCUUGCAGCCAAACUGAAAAAUCGAAACUAAAGUUCAUUCAUCUGUGAAAACAUAAUUCACAGAGGUAAUUAAAGUAUUUUCAUAUCAAUAGAAACAUUUUGUUUAAGGAUUGUGUGCUAUUUUAAAAGGUGUCUCUAUGGAAAUUAGUAAAUGCCUUAAAACUUUUAUAAAAGAGAACAUGGUAAUUCGUGUAUAUAUGUACGUAAACAAUUCGGUAUGCAGCUGAGCGCGCAAUAUUUGUAGUGUUUGGAUAAUAUUUAUUUAUCUUACAAUAAAGUUUUGAAAUAAUA
Mercenaria mercenaria is the source of this 2462-nucleotide messenger RNA. RefSeq lists its product as uncharacterized. The coding region runs from base 446 to 1753 and encodes 435 amino acids. NCBI's taxonomy places the organism in Eukaryota, Metazoa, Mollusca, Bivalvia, Venerida, Veneridae. The transcript has 5 exons. The record is from RefSeq and is a predicted model, not a curated record.